AUGAUAAUCCCGAACUCCCGGGACCGUCACCAGAGGGAACCUUAUGGAGUGCACCCCACCUUAUUCUCAGACCCGUCCAGUUUAUGCAUUCGCAAAAAAAAAAUAGCAGUUCUAAAUAUACUUUGUUUUUCUCUCCCAGAUUCUUCUGCGAAGGCCCUUGUUAGUCUAAAAGAAGGAAGUUUAUCGCACACGUGGAAUGAAAAAUACAGCUCGCCACAGAAAACUCCCACCUGGAAAGGAGGAAACAGCCCUACUGUUGAUGUACCCCAUAGGAGCUCCAAACGAAGCCGGCUUAUCUGUGAGGAAGAGGAACGCCAGAUAAACACCAGAUCACCAAAAAGAAACCAGAAAACAGCCAUUGUGCCACAGAAGUUUACAUCUACCACAACUACGCCGGUGAAAAAAGCAUCUCAGAAAAUCGGCUACAGGCUUCGAAACCUACUGAAACUACCCAAAGCACAUAAAUGGUGUAUAUACGAAUGGUUUUAUUCCAAUAUUGACAAGCCUCUCUUUGAAGGUGAUAAUGAUUUCUGUGUUUGCCUGAAAGAGUCUUUUCCAAAUCUCAAGACAAGGAAACUAACCAGAGUGGAAUGGGGCAAAAUCAGACGGCUUAUGGGGAAGCCACGAAGAUGUUCUGCGGCGUUCUUUGAAGAAGAGCGAUCGGCUCUGGAACAGAAACGACAGAAAAUCCGACUCUUACAGCAGAGGAAGGUGGCAGAUGUCUCUCAGUUCAAGGAUCUGCCAGAUGAAAUCCCCCUUUCCCUGGUCAUCGGAACUAAAGUUACAGCUCGGUUACGAGGUAUACACGAUGGCCUGUUCACUGGUCAGAUCGAUGCUGUAGACACCCAGAAUUCCACUUACAGGGUCACAUUUGAUAGAAAUGGACUUGGCACCCACACGAUCCCAGACUAUGAAGUCCUGAGCAAUGAGCCACAUGAAACAAUGCCCAUCGCUUCCUUUGGACAAAAACAGCGGCCUUCCCGUAUGUUCAUGACUCCUCCACGGUUACAAUACCCUCCCCCUGCCCAAUCACCCAUUAUGGAAGGUGAUGCCCUGCUGGCACAAUCUCCCUGGAAAAGUAAAUCAUCCAGCACGGACAAUAACACAAUAGGGGGUUUUCCAGUGGAAUUCCUUGUUCAGGUGACAAGGUUAUCGAAGAUCCUUAUGAUCAAGAAAGAACACAUCAGACAACUAAAAGACAUGAACACAGAAGCGGAAAAACUAAAAUCAUAUUCUGCUCCUAUUGGUAUCGACUUUCAGAGGAGAUAUGCAACCCUUGUUCUGGAACUGGAACAGCUUAAUAAGGAUCUUAAUAAGGUUCUUCAUAAGGUUCAGCAGUACUGCUAUGAGCUUGCUCCAGAUCAGGGACUUCAACCUGCAAACCAGCCAACAGAUAUGAGGCGGCGCUGUGAGGAAGAAGCCCAGGAGAUGGUUCGCCAAGCAAACACCUCAAAUGGCCAGCCGUGUGUACAGAACGAGAGCCUGACAGACCUCAUAUCCCGUCUUACCGCUAUCCUCCUACAGAUAAAAUGUCUGGCGGAAGGAGGGGACCUGAAUUCUUUUGAAUUCAAAUCUUUAACAGAUUCCAUCAACGAUAUAAAGAGUUCAAUAAACCCCUCAAAUAUCAGCUGUUUUCAGAAUAAUGUGGAGAUCCACGUAGCACACAUCCAGAGCGGCCUGAGUCAAAUGGGAAACCUCCACGCCUUUUCAGCCAAUAACACCAACAGGGACUGACAUUCUGGCGCACUUGUCUAUAGAAGAAACACGGACUCUUCUUUGUAUUACAAAAUGAACCAGCAUUACAAACUUGACAUAUUUUAUUUACUUUGUCCUAUGGAUACACACGGCAAAGAAUAGCUGGAACUGAGUUUUCAGUCUGCUUCCCACCUAGUCUACAGAUAUUGUGGAAAGAGCACCCUCCGUUGUUUCCUUUCUCCAUUGUCCAUUUGUUCCUCGUCAUCCCUCCUCACUGUCCUGCGUGCCUCGUGGUGAUGUCGUUAGUCAUCGGCUGCAUUAUUUGCUUUCACUACAU
Molecule: messenger RNA, 2032 nt
Organism: Nanorana parkeri
Lineage: Eukaryota; Metazoa; Chordata; Amphibia; Anura; Dicroglossidae
Gene: LIN9
Product: lin-9 DREAM MuvB core complex component
Exons: 15
Coding region: 1-1734 (577 amino acids)
Biological process (GO): regulation of transcription by RNA polymerase II; regulation of cell cycle; DNA-templated transcription
Cellular component (GO): nucleoplasm; transcription repressor complex
Molecular function (GO): DNA binding
Source: RefSeq, a predicted model, not a curated record